GGAGCACUUGUCAUUGUUUUGUUCAUGCAGUGACACGUUUAGUGCAUACGUAUUAUAUGCGUUCUGAUACAUAGUGAACUAUAGCUUUUACGCUUUUGAAGUUUUGGACAUUCACUGCUAACAAGGUACGGUAUAAUUACCUUUCAUUGUGUAUAUAUUCACACGUGUAAAUGUAGCGAUAUAACAAGCAGAUCUUUUGUCACAACCUUAUUAUCUCCUUGAACUAAUAAACAGACUGUGAAACAUAAAUUCUCCUUUGGCUUUGGUCUUGCAGUAAUAUCGUGGCAGAAAUUAGAUCAACCUUUCAGUCAUAUUUUCAUUCAAAUACAUGUUCAUAGGCUUCAUAUAACCAAAUGGUAUACCAAGAAAACCGUAACGACUAACGGUUUUAUUAAAGUAUUACAGUAACGAAGUGUGUGCUAGCUGUCUGCAUGUGCCUGUGGAAUUGAGAUAUAUAGAUAAACAUCAUUUUGUCACCAAGAGCGUUCCUUCUGAAUCUAAACUGUGGACAUGAGUAAAAUAUAUGUCUUGUUAUAUACUUUUCUAGCAGUAAUGAUUGCUAUAUAAUUUUGUUCUGUUUACACCGCAACCGAGUAACCGACGUGAAGAAUAGUUUCGACAAACGACAUGCAGAAGUGAUUAACAAAUAACGAUUUAAGACUGCAUGAUUGACCACAAAACAUAUGUGGGAUUGACUAACUCUACAGGCACAGUAGACGAAGUUCGAUAUAUAAAAGUUCUUUCUAGGUUUGCAUGGCGAUAUGAUACCAGAAGGUGCACUUAGCCAAAAUUAUGUCCAUGAUUUUUGUAAUAAUGUAUAAUAAUUUAUUUCACCACUAUAGCCCGUAUAGGCAUUUCAGUGUUAUAUAAUUAUAUCAAAAUACUUCACAUUUACUAUACUUUACAGAACAUAGUGGUAAGGAAGCUUAAAAAGAAACCUAUGCGCAGGCGCGAGCCAGCAAGUGCAAUCGCGACGACAUCAAACGCGAGAAUACGCCAUCACUAAGUAAUAAAGAGUCGCCAUUUUAACUUUUUUUUAAAUGCCACAGGUCCAAAUAAUGGGUCAUCGCAACAGGAAGACACGACUUAAAAAAACAAAAACGUAAAAUAUUUAGACAGUAAUUGCAGAAUAUGCAGCGUACGCUUUUAGCAUGUUUUGUGAAUUUCAAGAAAAACCGUUGAUUUGAGGAAUUGACGCUGACGAACGCUGACGUGAUGUUCGCAGCGUGUCACACGUCAUCUAGCGUGCGCAAUUCGUGAUCCGCAAGGCGAAUUUUAAAAAUUUAAAAAUCGCGGAUAUGAAAAUGUUAUGCUUAUGGAAAGGUGUACAUGCAUGCAGUGAGGCUUCUGGUAUAUUUUCUAUUCUGUGUUAUUAGCACUGAUGAAGAUCCGGGCUUUCGGAUCGAAAGCUUUGCAGUAAUAAAUUUACGUGGUGUUUCCACAAACAAAAGUAUUAUAACUCUAUAAAGCUAGUCUGAACUGAAAUUACAAAUGAGGAGGAAAGUUGGUCCAAAUAUUAAAACCCGAAUUGUCUUGACAGAAUUACCAACAUGCAUUUUGCCUGUAAAUCUUAUUGUAUAAGACUGAAGUAUUUAAAGCAUGCCAAACUUGCUCCCCUGAUAAGAAAAUUGCAAGCUAAAUUGUCAAUUUCCCACCCGUACCGGCCGGUUUUAUCCGCAUGCCGUGGUAGUAAUUGUAAAACAUUUUAUUGUUUAAAAGUGAUCUACAGUCCGUAUGUAAACAAAGCCUUUGUUUACAUUUUUGCGUCCAAAAUAUUGAGCUUUAUUCAACAACUAUUUAUAUUUUCAAGCUUCUUAUAGAGUAUAAUAAAUGAUCAAGAAACAACAAUCAGGCUUUGCAAGAACCCAAAACAUAGUUAAACUGUUUGUAUCAUAAAAAGUGGGCUCCUUUGUGCACAUGCGCAGAUCGGACUGUAGAUCACCUUUAAAAAUACAGCCAGUAAAUGUUCAUCAUAUAAAAUGCAAAGUAUAAAUGAUAGUGCAUGUAAAUGUAAAAAAAAUUGCAUGCAUGAUAAAAAACUGAAGAACACUGAUGAUCAUGAACAUUAAGACAAAAUGAUGCCAUUUUUACGCCCAAGCAGGUAAAUGCAAUGAUCUAUUUCAUUUGAUGUUUAACAUGCGUGACAUUUUUAACUAAAGGAAAUCAUAAUGUCAAGAAAUUUACGAAAGGUGGAGAGUGAACUAAAUAAAGGAAAAGCGCCGACUUCUGUGUUUGGUGUAGCGACUAAAGAUCGUUAUGAUGCGUCUCACCAGGAAAUGCCCAAAGAGUAUCAACCAACCAACACGACGCCAAUCCGUCCAGCGAAAGAGGGAGACACGCCUUCCGUUGAUUUCAAGAUUCAAGCUUUGCAAGAAGGGCAGAAAUAAGAAACUUCUAGUUUUCAGUCAUAAAAUAAAUGAUUACUUUUUUUGUAAAAUUAAAGCAAAUUGUAUAACUUCGUUUUAAAGCAUGAUAUAGCCUAUAGUAACCGUGCAUGCCUGCAUACCGAUUUGAAAACAGAUACUUUGAACAUUGCGUAGCUAAGACUAAAUGGAUUAAAAGAAGUGAGAUUAAUGUUCUCGAUGCUAUAUAGUGUAUAAUUUUGGGCUUCAUACUGCAGCAAUUCUAGUCUGCAAAUCUGCAAAUUAUUGAACUAAUAUUCCCAUGAGUGGUCUCGUUUUCAUGUGGUGAGAUUUAGGCGGGUCUGGGAGUGUUCUCCCUCUGAAAAUGUUUGUAUGUUUCUACCCCUAGGACUGCAAUUCGUUCGUUUUCUGAAACAUAUUUUUGGAUAUACAGCGUUACAUUAUAUGCUGUAGAUAGACUGAAUAUUCCUUCAGUUAAGUACUUGCAUGAUAUGUUUAUGUAAAUACCAAACUCGAUCACUCACGGGUAGGAAGCUUGAUAAACUUAGGGCGCCCGACUCCCACGAGGCGCCAUCAUGGUUCGCGCCGAGCGGGAGAAUUUUGAGUCACUAACUUGUUUAGCCGAGCCUUCCAACAACUCAAAUCUAUAGGGUCUGGGAUAUGUAAUCCACUGGAAAAUGUUUAAAAUCUAAGGUAUUUACAACACAAUGUUUAGCAUUUUCAAACUAAAAGACAUUAAAUUUAAAGAUAAAAGACAGGA
Paramuricea clavata is the source of this 3123-nucleotide messenger RNA. Lineage: Eukaryota; Metazoa; Cnidaria; Anthozoa; Malacalcyonacea; Plexauridae. The record is from the annotation of a GenBank genome assembly.